Molecule: messenger RNA, 276 nt
Organism: Mollisia scopiformis
Lineage: Eukaryota; Fungi; Ascomycota; Leotiomycetes; Helotiales; Mollisiaceae
Exons: 1
Coding region: 1-276 (91 amino acids)
Source: RefSeq, a predicted model, not a curated record
AUGAGGAAGUCAGCUCACGUCCGCUUCUCGUAUGGUCAAACCGACUUUCCAAUUUUCUCUUCUCGACUUUACAACAUUCAGGCAGACAUCAAACGCCAGCUACCAAAUCAAAUCUCCCAUCUUUGGCGAGACAAGAGUGACAUUCUUCGAUGGUACACCUUUUGGGCAGUGGUAAUUGUCGGAGGACUGGGUUUGUUUUUUGCUCUUGUUCAAAUCGUUGAAUCUGCAAUCCAAGUAGAAUAUGCUGUCAAGGCCUACAAUCCUGUAAGGAUCUGA